Molecule: messenger RNA, 1113 nt
Organism: Aegilops tauschii subsp. strangulata
Lineage: Eukaryota; Viridiplantae; Streptophyta; Magnoliopsida; Poales; Poaceae
Product: F-box/LRR-repeat protein At2g43260-like
Source: RefSeq, a predicted model, not a curated record
ACAAAUGGGGCCUGGCGCGACACCAUCUCCGGAGCCGACCCCUCAUUCUCUCAGGCGCACCUCUACCGACUUCAUCAGCAAGUCAAGAAGCCCUGCAGCCUGCUCAUCGCACCACGUAUCAGAAGCGAAAGGAUCAAAGGGAAGAUCGCCACCCCGGGACUUUACCUGUGGGAGGAGAGCCGGCAGGGCGUCGCGACCCUCUUGCACGACACCUCCUCGUUCACUGAUGAGGAGGCCAAGAUAAGACAUGGGUUCGCCCACUGCGACGGGCUCGUGCUCCUACCCGCCGAGGAUACCGUGCGUGUGCUCAACCCAGCCACAAGCCGAAUCAUCGAGCUCCCUUGGAGCCCCAACAGCGUUGCGCCACGCCGGCACUUGGUGGCACAAGGACACCAAGCAUUCGGCUUCGGGCGCGACCAUCGCUCCAACGCCUACAAGGUCGCUCGCUUCUUCUACCGUGAAACUCGUGCCAUGGGUGGCCAUGGGAUGGAGGUGUUCACUAUCGGAAAGGACCAAUACUGGCGUGAGACGGCCGCACAACCACCGUACCCGUUUCUAGCAGGACGGAUUGCGACCUUCUUCAAGGGUUCCCUGAUUUGGACAGUUGACCAGUACUCACUUAUGUAUGAAUGUGAUCCCUCGCUUCUACUUCAUCAUGCAAGUAUGACGUGCUUUGUCCGGUUUAGUCUUGAAGACGAAUCAUUCAGCAUCAUGACGGGUCCUCCAUGGUUUGAAGCGGGCGACUAUUUAGAAUCCAGAUUAGCUAAGUUGAACGGUGAGCUAGCCGUCCAUCGUCUAGGGCCCAACUAUGAAUCUGUUGAGAUAUGGAUGUGCAAUGAUGCGGAAAGCAACAACCCGCCACGGUGGGAGCAGCGCCAUGUUUUCAACUUCCGGGCUUAUAUUCGUCUGAUAGCUACAUUCAACGAUGAGAUAGUGUACCAAGACGGAUCAUCGUAUCUCUGGCGUCAAACUCAUCAAGGAAAUAAAUUUAUGGUUUGCAUGACUGACUUGAAGUAUCAUAACCCCGACAUGGGCACACUUGUUGAAUACUCAUGGGGGACCAUUAAGGACUUUGAUGUAAUCUUUUUCAUUCCUACCCUAGUUCAAAUCUAG